AGUGCUGUAUUCACAGCAGACUGUCAAAAUCAGCCCUCUCACAAAAUGAUGAGCUUUGGCCUCAUGUCUAGGCCACUACACAGUCGGUGCACUGGUUCAGCACAGAUUAUUCAGCCUUGAUGGAUAAAACCCUGGAAAUGAUUAUUCCACGGAUUGGGUGUGUGUCCAGAUGUGGCACUGCAUUUACGAAGCAUCACUACCUUUUGGAUUACCACGUGUGGAAUAUUUGGGGUCCUGGGAGUUUUUUUUCCAUCACCAUGACCAGAUUCUUCAAAAGACUGUAGCACUGCAGAACCCCUCCAAGGAGGGCUGAGGCUGGGGACGGAGCCCAUUUAUAUACUGUAUUCAAAGUUGGACACAGUGAAAGAACCAUGUAGUGUACCUUUUACCACCACAGGGGGGCGGGUUAACUUGUGGUUCUUUUUUGUAUGUUUUUUUUUUUUAAAGGGGAGUUAGUCUAAAAGGUGAGCCAGAAAUGGUCUUGCACACCUCUCCCUACCCCAGUGCCUUCCUCAGCUUCCUGAGCAGUCUGUCUUGGGCCUUUGUUUUCCCUUGCUACUGGCUGUUGGACCGGUUGUUGGCCUCCUGUGUAGCAACAUCACUGGAGAAACGUCAACGCUCCCAGGAUCCCUGUUCAUUUCUGGCUCUAGGGGUCCUGAUCUCAACACCACUCUACCUGGUUCUGCUACUGGCAUCCCUCCCAUUCGCCUUCCUUGGCUUCCUUUUGUGGGCCCCACUGCAGAGCAUCAGGAACCCGUACAUCUACUCCCACCAGAAACCAGACAAGCAUGCUGCUGAGCAGGGAGGAGUUGCUGGAACUGAGGUGGCACUUGCUGAGUGGCGCCCACAGGGUCGCAGCUUUUGCUUUGGGAGUGCCAAUGUUUGCCUGUUGCCGGACUCAAUAGCUCGCUUCAAUAACCUGGCAGACACUCAACGGCGGGCACGGGAAGUGGGAAAACGGGUCCGAAAUGGUGCCAGUAGACCACAGAUCAAGAUAUAUAUCGACUCACCCACUAAUACUUCGAUUAGUGCCGCAUCCUUCUGCAGCGUGGCCACACAAGGCUUCCGCCGCACCUCUUCUCUGGACCAUCGGCCCGAACCAACAGUUACCACUGAAACUGAGACUGAGCCAUUAACAGAGUGUCCCGUCCACCCCUCAGGAGGUACCAGUUCGGAUUUCCCCAUCCGCAACACUGGAGCCCAGAAUUCCUCGGAGUGUCCCCUUCACCCCAGUGUAGAAGACCAUUCUCCAGACUGUCCAGUCCACCAGUUUGCAGACCCGCAUGCCUCCAGCGAGUGUCCAAUGCAUAGCAACACCACCCAAAACUCUGAGGAUUGUCCUGUCCAUCCGGCUGGAGUACAGAUCAGCAUUACCUCUCCUGAUCCAGAGCCAACUGAGGCUGAAAAAGGAAACCAUCAGACCGGGGAUGGGGACAUGGGUAGCCUAGAAAGCCGCACUGCCUCCAGGGAAUCCCUGGUUCGAUUCCAUGCAGCUGAUGGAGGCAUCUUGCCCAAUAAUACCCUUUCACAACAUCGCACCUCAGUCUUUAAAAGACCCAAUGGGCGCAAGCGUCGUCAUGGCGAUGACGGCUUUGACCACGAGAUCUCUGCCUUCUUCCCAGCCAACCUGGACUUCCUGUGUCUGCAGGAAGUCUUCGACAGGCGGGCUGCAUACAGGCUCAGGAGGCAGCUGCACCGCUAUUUCCCCUUUGUGCUAAGCGAUGUGGGACGCUAUGGCUGGAAAGGCUGUUGCUCCCGGUUCAAGUUCUUGAACAGCGGAUUGCUGUUGGCCAGUCGCUACCCCAUUUUGGACGCCCAUUAUAAGUGCUUUCCCAAUGGGCGCAGCGAGGACGCUCUGGCUGCUAAGGGAGUUCUUUUUGUUAAGGUGCAGGUGGGAUGCUCUGCUCAGGAACAACGGGUUGUUGGAUAUAUCACUUGUACUCAUUUGCAUGCUAUUGAAGGUGAUUCGACAGUGCGCUGUGAGCAGUUGGAUAUGUUGCUGGAGUGGGGUGCUGAGUUUAGGAGGGCCACCUCGAGUCAAACGAAUGAGGAGAAAGUUCUGGAAGAUCAGGUAGCCUUCGACGUUAUCCUUGGAGACCUCAACUUUGACAACUGCUCGUCAGAGGAUAAGCUUGAACAGCAGCACUCUCUUUUCACUCAUUAUAAAGACCCUUGUCGUCUUGGUCCUGGAGAGGACAGACCAUGGGCUUUGGGUACACUGAUGGACACAAGCAGGCUAUAUGACGAGGAAGUCAGCUCGCCUGAGAGCUUACAAAAAGUGAUGGAGAAUGAGGAGGGGCGGAAAGAGUACUUGGUUUUCCCCGCCAGCAAGAACCACUGUCCCAGCCAGAAGGGGCGCAAAAUCCCACUGAAGGGCAAUGGCAGGAGGAUCGAUUACAUCUUGUAUAAAGAAGAAGGCCUGCAACAGGACUGGAAAGUGGAUAUAGACGAGUUUAGCUUCAUCACUCAACUGGCUGGAUUGACUGACCACCUUUCAGUGGCUGCAAGACUGCUAGUGUCAACCGGUGAAGAGGAGACUUAGGACCCAGCAGAAAUUCAAAAAAAUCAAUGCCACGGAGAGACCGAGAGAGAGAGGGAGAGUUGAGUGAAAGGAAAAACAGCAGGAGGAAGCAUUAGUCAAGCUUCCCAUCAGAUGAGGGCAGAGUGAUUGAGAGGGUUGAAGAAUCGUAAAGAAAAUGAUGGAUGACUUGAGAUGGAGAGCAGACAGAAAGAGAAGGGGAGAAGUCAACCAAUCAGCUGAAAGCAGAAUGCAAGUGUGUGACAUUCCAGAUGAUGAUACUUAAAAGACUCGGACACACACAUUUUGUUGAUGCCAUGGACACAACAACAGUCUCACACUCCAUCUUUUCCUGGACUCUCCAUGUUUACAUCUGAACUGAAGAACAAAAUGAAAGAUUUAACUCACCUUUGCACUUCUAAUUCUUUUUCUCUGGGGCGCAUAAAGGGGCAAAGUCAAUUUUCUGGUGCCAUGACCCGGAGAAUCUUCGAAGGAAAAGUAUUGCAUGGGAAAUGUUCACGUUGACUGUACUGGUCAUCAGUACAGACCUGAACAUCUGUUUAUUUAAAGUUAGUCUGCAACAAGAAGACAAGACUCCUCCCUUGUCAAUCCCUCAGCCCCUCAAAAGUGUCUUUCUUUUCUAACGUCUUUCUAAGGUUUCAAUGGCCUUGCGCCAUCUUUUUAGGCAGUUUAUAUACUGAUAUACAGUUCUGAUUAAGACUUUAGGUGUAUUGUAUUUCCUCAUACAACACUAAGUUGAUCUCAAACAAUUAAGGGCAGUCAGAACAUUUAAUUCAUGUUGUAUUGACUGCUGGGACACAGUGACCAAACCCUGAAAUAUGCGCACCAUGGAAAUACUUAGCAAUUGGUGGGAAUUUUAAACUUUCGAAUGUUUGAACUGUUGGUGGACGCAUGUUUUCUAAGUGCACUGCCAUUUUAUGGCCUGCAUGUUUGAAGUUAACUCCUUCAAAAAGCUUUCACAAAAACACACACAAGCACCCCCCACAAACAACACUUUUUUCCCUAAUUCAGUAUUGUUGUGGCUUCAUCAAAGGGACGUAUGAUGCCCUGAAAGCCUCCUACUUCAGUGUUACUGUUUACAUAUUUGAGCCAAGAUGGUGGUCCCCUGCAAAUGUUUACAUGUGUACCGAGUUCAGGCAACAGAACCAAAAAUGGCUGAUCUGAAUCCCCAGUAAAUCCCAUGAAGCUCUUUUUUCAUCUGUUAACACAAUGCUUUUAUACUCUUUACAAUUCUCUUGUUAUAAGUUGUUAUUAUUAUUAUUGCUAUUAUUGUUAAAAUUAUUCUUACUAUUGUUCAUGGAUUUGACAUUAUGUGCUUUUUACAAAUAACUACAUUCCCCAUGGUGCAUUUAUCUGCUUUUUGCUGUGUUAGAGGUUUGCAGCAACCUUAGAGUACAGCUCAGCCCUGUUUUGACUGACAGACUGAUUGACCAGUCAGCAAGCUAAUAAACAUCUUUAGCAAAGCUGAUCGCAAUGUAGUGCUGCGUUUCAAUUCAGAAAGUCUUGCUACUUAGAAAAGUGCAAUGGAAUUCAUGAUAAUGGUGGCACACAGGGCAAUGUACACUGUUAAUAAGCAAGCACUUGCAUCGAUAAUGCAUCAAUGAGUGUGUUUACAUGCACACCAAAGACAUCAACUUGUCCCUAUAUGUUGUCGGCUUAUUAAGCAUAAAUGAUGUAAGAUUGUGCAUGUAAACUUGGACAAUGAGUCAAAUUUCCAACAUGUAAAGCUGGUUUUGACUCAGACACCUAGUGUCUGCAUACCACCGAACACUCAGCCUUUCAAAGUAUACUUAAUCUGACUGUGUACACGCAUGUACGCUACACCAGCUGUGAGAUACUGGACUAUUUCUCUUCAGGAAUUUAGAACCCUUAAAGAUGUCUUUAUAUACCUUCAGACUCCAGUUACACAAAUGCAAGUAUGUCCUGACCUCCUCACAUACGCAUUCUUGAUGUGCACAUCCACUGUUGUUACUUCCACUUUUGUCUCCUUUUGUUGAGCAGCGAUUACAUUUUCUUCUAGUGCUUCUUUGGGAAAGCAACAGCUCAACUGUGAGUGUUGCCACCUUGUGGACCCACUUAUUAGUGCAAACAAAUCCAGGCGCAUACACAUAAUGCAAGUUUACAGUACGCACGGUUAGAAAAAUCGGGCCGCAUGCGUUCAGUGCUUGAGCACUCUGCUGAUAAUUACAUUUGUGUCAUGCAUCCUGUACGCAGAUGCCUAGCGUUCACAUCCAACCGAAGUAUACUUUGAGCUUAAUAAACAUCUUUAGCAUUAGCAGAGCUAAUUGUAUUAUAAUGCUGCUGUCCAAUUUGGAAAGUCUUCCUACUUCCACUAAAGUGCAAUGGAAUUCUGUGAACAUGGUAGCACACACGGCAAUGUAUGCUGUUAAUAAGUUAUCACUUGCAUUGAUAAUGCAUCAAUGAAUGCUGUUACAUGCACCAAUAUGCUGAUAACUACCAAAAAUCAGCUUAUUCCAAAAAUAUUAUCAAAACCUAAACAGGCAUGCACACACUGGAUGAGCCGGUAAGAAGACCGGUAAAGGUGUUUCAUGCAAUGUGAAAUCAGGGUAAUUAACCAAUCAGAAUCAAGUAUUCCAGAGAGCCAUAAUAAUACAUAGUAAUAAUACCUGAUUAGCAAACGUUUACAGAGACGUGUGUGUCUCGCAUGGUACAUUAACUUCUCUGGUGAUAACUGUACACUUGUAAAACAAAUGCCAAGAUUACCAUUUUAUUUCUUUAUACGUCAUCUUAUGAGAAUUGGACAACAGGUCACAUUUAUGGUUGGAAGUCAGAGAAAUUGAGUGGGAAUAUCCCACGACUGACUUUGGAUGGAACGCAGCAUUAAUCCAGAUCCAGACAGCAAGCACCCACCUGGUACUAAUUUAUAAUCUCACGUAUUGUUCUUUGAUCAGGUCAGUGUGCCAUAAUGACCAGUAACCGUAUUCAGAUCCUCCAGUACACAAGCUAAUAAGGUAUUGUGGCGUGGACAGAUUUAUCUCUGGAUAGUGGCAGCCCUAUUUAUAAACUGCCAUCCUCUUCAAAGAUAAUGAAGGUCAACCCUAGACAGAUCAGGGGUCAAGGGUCAAACAGGGAGAGCUGUUGUAGCUAUGCAUGCAGUAAAAUAAUGAAGCUUCACAAAGAUCUUACUGUUGUCUAUAUAUUGUUUUCAAGGAUAUAUACUUUUUUGUUGUUUUCAUUUUUUAUUUUCUUUGUUAAUCUUGUGGAAUGUUGCUUGCUACAAGCUUUUGGCUGGUCAGGCACUCAAGGGGAAAAUGGUAAGGGAAAAGCUUUCUCAAUGUCAGUUCUUUAUAACUGCGUUUUGGUUCUGCUUUUUAUUUAAAAAAAAAAAAAAAAAUCCCUAUUUGAUUCAAAGUGUGUUUGAUUAUUCAUAAGGGCCAUGCACCGAAACUUGCUAUGUAUCAUGAUACCCUAAACUUUUAUGGCCAGUUUUGUGACUGUGCCACAUUGUGGACAAAGUGGAUUAACAUGGCCAAUAAUAGAAACCACUUUGAAAAACUUGACCUUAUUCUUUGCUGUUGUGUUUCUGGGGACCUGCAGAAUGCUAUGAAUAAAGUUUUUUUAACAGCUUUUCGCCAUUUUGAUCCGAUUCACAUUUAGCUUUUUUUUUCUUACAAUGUUUGUGGAAUCUUCCCCAGAAUUACUUCAGAUCACAUUUAGAAACCUCAUAAAUGUAACAUUGAAAUUUUGGGCUUUAACACUGUUAUGCUGAGUCAUAGCUGGGUUUCCAUCUAAAUGUUUCGCAUUUUUAAGCGCAUUUCUAAAAAUUCUACUUAAAUAAGAAUUGUUGCGCGUAUGCAUUACGAGCUGCCUCCUCACAGCCUCGUUGUCCUUCUUGUCAAAAAUCAAAGAUGGAGCUGCUGUGAAUAAGGUCUAUUGACUUCAUUAUCAUAUAUCUAUGGUAAGUUCUAUACAGAAUUUACCACUGAUAGAUGUUGCUUUGCACUAUAUAAAAGCUAAAAUUUUAGAACAAGACUGUAUGAGAAUAACCCAAUCUAAAGUGACAUAUUCCUCUGAGAAAGCCCCAAAUUAUUAUAAUGAAUUUUAAGGCACAAACAUUUACAA
This is a messenger RNA of Myxocyprinus asiaticus (Chinese sucker), 6622 nucleotides long. RefSeq names its product sphingomyelin phosphodiesterase 3-like. The coding region runs from base 476 to 2542 and encodes 688 amino acids. Gene Ontology annotation, biological process: sphingomyelin metabolic process. NCBI's taxonomy places the organism in Eukaryota, Metazoa, Chordata, Actinopteri, Cypriniformes, Catostomidae. The record is from RefSeq and is a predicted model, not a curated record. The transcript is spliced from 8 exons. Gene Ontology annotation, molecular function: sphingomyelin phosphodiesterase activity. Gene Ontology annotation, cellular component: extracellular region; cytoplasm.